Sclerotinia sclerotiorum 1980 UF-70 is the source of this 258-nucleotide messenger RNA. RefSeq lists its product with no specific name. Bases 1 to 258 code for a protein of 85 amino acids. The record is from RefSeq and is a predicted model, not a curated record. Lineage: Eukaryota; Fungi; Ascomycota; Leotiomycetes; Helotiales; Sclerotiniaceae. The transcript is spliced from 5 exons.
AUGCAAGAAAGUGUAAAAAAGGUAGGCGUCUUCGGUGGUCAAUCGGAUUAUAUUGACGGACUGGACUGCUUCAAAACGAGUUAUAAAACCGAGAAAGCAAGGGUAGAAGUAGGACCUGGUAGAUACGGCUGGUUAUAUUAUGAUCGUAAUUUGAGUAUCGUAGAAUUGUUUUUGAUAUUCAAUGUCCGCGUUGAUAGAACUUUGACAACCUACUGGGUACAUGUUAGACAAGGUCGGGGCAGCUACUGUCCAGAUUAA